CUUAGGACGGAUGAGUGAGUGAAUUCUAGUAGCUUAAAACUACUGUAAUUCAUAUUAAGUUUGAGGUUCGUUUAUGAUUUGACUAGUUUGCUAACAAAGUAAUACUUCUUUUCUAACCUGAGCCAGGGUCUCUAUUAAAACCUCUUCCUGACGUGCACAAAGAUAUUUCUAUGCCGAAAGUUAAUUACAUCAUGUUCUCGAAGAAAAGUCCGAGUAAAGCAUCAUGUAACCGAGGCUGACAAAAGGAUCCCAGCAAUUGGAAGGCGUGUGCGAAAUUAAAUAUACCGUUCUUAAAGUAUAAGUAUAACUUUCUUAUCGCUUUUUUAAGGCGUUUUCUGCUUAAAUGUUCACUAAUGGGUCAACUCAGUGUUUUAGUGAAUCAGAGGCCCAUGUUUAAAGAAAAUUAACUAAUAAAUCAUUAUCUUUCGUGUCUGGCGCCGUUCCCACGGGUAUGCGCGCGUCGGAAACGCGCGUUUAUUGACGUUUUGGGGCUUAUUUUACGCGCUAGAGCAUGCUGAAUUCGAUUUUAAUAUUUACAGCUCAGGAAAUAGUUUAAUUUCACUGAAUUUUUGCUAUAUAUGAUACCCUACGUUUCAGAUCGCGUAGUCAUUGGCACUUAAUGGCGCCAAUGAGAGCGUUGCCGUGGACCAUAAGAGCGAGUUUUACUAAAAGAGUCGAAAAAUUUCAAACAAAAAUGGUAUCCGCCAAACUUUCGCGAACGCUGUUUCAUAUUAUUUGUAGUUUAAAAAUAUAUAUAACAUCUAAUAAAACUGUGCGUUUCAAGAGCGACUUUUUUUCAUAUGAUUUUCUUCUUUCUAGUCGUACACUUUCUUUUUGUAUGUAUCAAGCGUGCAUGUAUUUUGUGUACAUGUUUUUUUUAUCUAACCGUGCUAGAAAAUGAAUCAUGUCAAUCUGUCUCUUUCUUUAACUAUAUAUCAGUUUACAUUUGCAACUUUUUAUUUUAUAGAACAGUCAAAAUGACCUCAUGGGUUCUUCCUCUUUCUUUUUCUUCUGUUCACAUAUCUAUCCAGUAGUUGUUUCUUUUUCUUCUUUUCUUCAUUACAUAAUAUAAUAGACCUGUUGCAAGAUGAAAGAGAAAGAGAAGAAUAUUCAAGCUUGUAUGUAUGGAAUUAUUUUACCGAGAAAAAUGGAGGUGGAGUAGAAUGUGUGCUAUGUCAGCGUUCAAUGGAUAAUAAUUCAAAUUCAACAACAUCGAUGCUAUUUCAUCUAUCCGUCGCUCAUCUACCUGAAUAUUCGCUUGUGAAAAAUAACCACAGUAAACGUGCACGAAGAGAUGGCAGUUUAUUACCAUUGAAUAGUGAACGUUCGUUGCAACUGACUCGAAUAUUAUCAAACUUUAUUAUUCGAGAUUUAUUACCCAUUAGUUUCGUUGAAAGAAGUAAAGCGCUGAAAGAAUUGAUGAAUGAGGUUGAACCCUCGUACAUGAUACCAACACGUAAUUAUUUUCGAGAUGUUGUGAUAAAAAAACAGUGUGAAGAAGUGGGUGUUCAACUUCGCAAUUGA
Didymodactylos carnosus is the source of this 1524-nucleotide messenger RNA. NCBI's taxonomy places the organism in Eukaryota, Metazoa, Rotifera, Eurotatoria, Philodinida, Philodinidae. The record is from the annotation of a GenBank genome assembly.